UCAGGGGUUGCGAUUAUGAUUAUGGUCUGCAUCACAAAGACUAACCUUUCACCAAGCGCUAUUGAGAUUUGAUAUCAGAUACUAUACUACUUCUUUUACAAGUGACAAAUUACCACCGUCUUGGAGUUGGGUCUUCACUAGGAAACACACCACCCAGAAUGAAAUUCUCGAAUCUGCCCCCCAAGCCUCCCUCCAGACAAAUCCGCGCCCUCCAGGAGGAUGAUGGCACAACAAUCACAGUCUACCAAGCCUACCCAUCCACCAUCGCCACAGCCGCUGUCAUCCAUCAGAGACUCGAUGCAAGCCCCGAGUUUCGCACCACCCGUAUGACCUGGAUCAAGCCCAGUUGGGCCUGGAUGCUCUAUCGCUCAGGAUAUUCUUACAAAGAUCCUGGACAGGAGCGCAUAUUGGCUAUCAAGAUGAAGCGGGAGGAUUUUCUGGGGUUGUUGAGAAGGGGAGUCUUGACUCAUGGUACUGCUCCUCCUCAUCCAGGGCCACAACAGGGGCAGAAAAUGACAAGUGAUGCUCAAGAACGAACAAGCGGGGAGAGUGGAGAGGAAGCAGCGCCCAAAGAAAGUACCAGGGAAAGCAAGAGGAAAGACAGGUUACAGUCGCUUGACGUCAAGAUCCAAUGGGAUCCCGAGCGGACGGUGCGGCUGCAUAGUCUGAACUAUCGCAGUAUUCAGAUUGGGAUACCAGCCGGGUUGAUCAAAGAGUGGGCGCAGGAUAUGAUUGUGAACAUUGAGGAUGUUACAGACAAAGCGAGAACGUUGAAGAAGAUACUUGAUGAGAGGCCAGAUAUGAAUGAUGAGGAAUUGGCUGAAUUGGGGCUGAUUCCAAAGGAGACUGAGUUUGAGGUGCCAGUCGAGUUGAGAAGUCGAUUAGGGAUGUAUCAUGAUGGGUUGGUGAUGGCGUCGGACCCGUAGAAGGAGUGCAUGUGCGAGGUGUACUUGGUGGACGAGACAAUGGGGUCGAUGUCCGAUGUUCCUCUUUCGCAUGAAGGGUUCGUGUUCGGUGUCUGCGAGGACGCUGACCGUCUCGACCAAGAACAGGGCGGAGAGAAACCGCACUGCGACAAGGGAUGUGUGGCAUCUAUAUUGUUGAAGAAAUGAGUCAAGAGCGCAAAGGAGGGCAGGAACGGAAUGAGAACGGGAUAACAUCUCAAACAGUAGCUUGAGUAACUCGGUAGUUAACUGUGGUGUAUCAGAGAUUCAUUGAGAGACCAAAGUUCUGGAACAGUCGAUAAUAAGAAUAUUCAA
This is a messenger RNA of Neurospora hispaniola, 1259 nucleotides long. RefSeq lists its product as uncharacterized. Bases 159 to 926 code for a protein of 255 amino acids. The record is from RefSeq and is a predicted model, not a curated record. The transcript has a single exon. NCBI's taxonomy places the organism in Eukaryota, Fungi, Ascomycota, Sordariomycetes, Sordariales, Sordariaceae.